AAGUUUGCCACCAGGCUCUUUCCUGUAUGACCCACAUGCGAUGGUAUGAAAGUUGUACAACGCUAACUCUACAUGCAGGACUGAAAUACUCUAGAAUGUAAUGCCACUGUAUAGGCCCUGUACAUUUUUACGAAAGGGGAUGUAUGCCCGAUCAGUCGGUAGUGUCGAAGCCUGGAGAGACCCCCGCAACUUUUCCUGAUGUGUGGCAGAGGGUAGACAUUUUUUUUGGUUUACAUUAGCUACCUAGCUUCAUACUAUACAGUACUACUGAAACCUGUAUGUAGAUUUUACAGGACAGUUCUCAAGACGACCAUGGCUAACCGACUGUCAGACCUUUUCUCGAACAGCCGCCUCGUCAUUGGAUUAUUGGCCAAUUUGCUAUCAUCGAUAUGCAUCGUUUUCAUCAACAAAUGGAUCUAUGUUCACUAUGGCUUUCCAAACAUGACUCUAACCCUGAUUCAUUUCGUUGUGACAUGGCUUGGACUAUGGGUAUGCCAGAAGAUGGACAUAUUUGCGCCAAAGAGUCUCCAACCCACCAAAAUUAUCUGGCUCGCUCUAAGCUUCUGUGGCUUCGUGGCUUUCACCAAUCUGUCUUUACAAAACAACACCAUCGGUACCUACCAGCUGGCCAAAGCGAUGACAACUCCUGUGAUCAUCGUCAUACAGACAAUGUACUACAAGAAGACAUUCUCCACCAAGAUCAAGUUGACUUUGGUGCCCAUAACGUUAGGUGUGAUCCUCAACUCCUACUAUGAUGUGAGAUUCAACCUCCUGGGGAUGGUCUUUGCCACACUUGGAGUGUUCGUCACCUCCCUCUAUCAGGUGUGGGUAGGUGUGAAACAGCAUGAGCUCCAGGUUAACUCCAUGCAGCUACUCUACUACCAGGCCCCCAUGUCCUCUGCCUUCCUCCUCUCCCUCGUGCCCUUCUUCGAACCUCUCUCUGGGGAGGGGGGCAUCUUCGGACCCUGGUCCUUCCCAGCACUGGCCAUGGUGAUGCUAUCUGGCCUCAUAGCCUUCCUAGUCAACCUGUCAAUCUACUGGAUCAUAGGGAACACCUCUGCUGUCACCUACAACAUGUUUGGCCACUUCAAGUUCUGCAUCACCCUGUUGGGGGGCUAUGUUCUCUUCCAGGACCCCCUGUCUCUAAACCAGGGCCUGGGUAUCCUCUGUACACUCACUGGCAUCCUCUCCUACACCCACUUCAAGCUGGCAGAGCAGGAGGAGGGCAAAAGCAAGCUGGUCCAGAGGCCAUGAUAGGCCCACCGGAGUGCCAAUCCGUAGAGGCUGCUACUCUCAUUGGUUGCUCGACUACUCACUGGUUCCCUCGGACUGUUUGGGGGAAGGGCCAGGUUGGAAUCAUAGAACUAGAGGUUGGAAUCAUAGAACUAGAGGUUGGAAUCAUAGAACUAGAGGUUGGAAUCAUAGAACUAGAGGUUGGAAUCAUAGAACUAGAGGUUGGAAUCAUAGAACUAGAGGUUGGAAUCAUAGAACUAGAGGUUGGAAUAAUAGAACUAGAGGUUGGAAUAAUAGAACUAGAGGUUGGAAUAAUAGAACUAGAGGUUGGAAUCAUAGAACUAGAGGUUGGAAUCAUAGAACUAGAAUUCUAUAGUUGGAAUGUGAUUGUUGAGUGAAAGGGGAACUGGCCAAACAGUGAGAUAAAGGGAGAUAGUUCUGUCAGGGAACACUAAUGAUGACGCUGAUAAUAAACUGUUAAAGAAGUGGAAUGUAUACUGUACUGGAAGAUGUGGGAGCUCAGCAAGCCUAGUAUUAACAUAGUUUUUGCAUUACUGAAGAUGCUGUCUUAUAUUCCAGUAUUUUUGCCGGUACGAUUAAAGAGAGGACAACUUGCUCUUAACAAUGUCCAAAUGCUGAAGAUACUUUUGCAUUAUUGAAUGAUUCUUAUUUUUUUUCAUACUGUGAUCUUCAAUAAAUUGUAUUUUAUUGAU
This is a messenger RNA of Oncorhynchus masou masou (cherry salmon), 1946 nucleotides long. RefSeq names its product solute carrier family 35 member E3. NCBI's taxonomy places the organism in Eukaryota, Metazoa, Chordata, Actinopteri, Salmoniformes, Salmonidae. The transcript has 5 exons. Gene Ontology annotation, cellular component: Golgi apparatus. The coding region runs from base 313 to 1254 and encodes 313 amino acids. Gene Ontology annotation, molecular function: nucleotide-sugar transmembrane transporter activity; antiporter activity. The record is from RefSeq and is a predicted model, not a curated record.